AUGGGAACUGCAAAUCUAAUGAAGUUUAUUGUUGGCGGCCAAGCAUUUGAGGCUCCUGAGGAUGCUUUAAAGACGUCCUUAUACUUUCGUAAACUGGCAAGCAACGUUCCUCAACCAGAUGCUAUUAUCGUUGGAGAAGAACUUAGUGGCUACUACUGGAUCGAUCGAGAUCCAGAAAUCUUUCGAGAUAUCUUACACUAUCUGAAGACUUUGGAGAUACAUUCGACGGAUGAGCACUACUUGAGAAUACUGCAAAACGAAGCUAGGUUCUAUGGCUUUGAUGAUUUGGUCAAGAGAAUCGAUCUAAUGCUAACAGAUACUGCUCUGUAUGACAAGUUAUUCAAGGAAACCUAUGAAUCAAAAGAAACCGGUUACCUUCCAGUGAAUUUUGAUACAGUCAAAUUCGAUACUACUUUAAACCAAACUCUUGUUCAGGCUUUUCGAUACCCUGCUUCUCAGGAUCACUACGAAGCAAAAAUUGUAAUCAAAAACUCAUAA
Messenger RNA from Mucor velutinosus, 498 nucleotides. RefSeq lists its product as uncharacterized. Bases 1 to 498 code for a protein of 165 amino acids. The record is from RefSeq and is a predicted model, not a curated record. The transcript has a single exon. NCBI's taxonomy places the organism in Eukaryota, Fungi, Mucoromycota, Mucoromycetes, Mucorales, Mucoraceae. Gene Ontology annotation, biological process: protein homooligomerization. Gene Ontology annotation, molecular function: protein binding.